AUGCCGAAUACCAAGGCCAGAAUCCCUGAAGGUUCUAGCAUCCUCGUCACUGGGGCCAACGGCUUCAUCGGUUCGCACGUGGUCGAUCAACUAUUGAGCUUGGGCUACUUGGUUCGUGGUACUGUUCGAGAGUCUAAACCUUGGCUGAAUGCACUCUUCGACGAAAAAUAUGGCAAAGGGAAGUUCGAGACUUGCAUUGUCUCAGACCUUAUUAGUCAGGAUCAAUGGGAGAGAGCAGUCAAUGGGAUGGCAGGAAUUAUCCACGUUGCAGCUGAUGUAUCGCUGAAUCCCGACCCAAAUGUCUCUAUUCCGAACGCAGUCAAGGCGACAGUGAGCAUUUUGGAGGCCGCUUCGCAGCAGCCUACAGUUAAGAGGGUUGUGAUGACCUCAUCUUCAACCGCUGCGUACAUGCCAAACCCCAAUAAAGAAGGAAUUGUGAUUACCACGGAUACGUGGAAUGAUGCUGUCGUUUAUGCGGCUUGGGAUGAAAAUAUCCCUCCGCAGGCCAAGGGAUACCUUGUAUACGGGGCUUCUAAAACGGAAGCCGAGCGCGCGGCGUUUAAGUGGGUUGAAGAGAAUGAUCGCCCAUUUAUUUUAAACACGGUGUUGCCGGGCAUCACCUUCGGCAAGAUCCUUGCACCCGAAAUACGCGGUUCGACACAAUCACUAAUCAGGAAUGUGGUCAAAGGAGAUUGGGCAGUACUUGGAUUCAUUCCUCCACAGUGGUAUGUUGAUGUCACGGAUGCUGCGAGGCUACACGUCGCCGCCCUUCUCUCGCCUUCGGUAAACUUCGAGCGAAUCUUCGCCUUUGCUGCCCCCCAAAACUGGACAGAUAUCAUCAGGGUCCUACGGAAGCUUCGUCCAGAUAGUUCCCUGAUUCCCCCUGCCCCUGAAAAUGAGGCCCAGGAUUUGAGCGAUGUCGUGCCUUCUAAAAGGGCAGAGGAGCUGCUUAAGACCUUCUUCAAUCGGCCAGGCUGGGUUAGUUUGGAGGAAAGUAUUGGUGAUGGUAUUUCCGGUGUUUAG
This is a messenger RNA of Aspergillus steynii IBT 23096, 1023 nucleotides long. Its product is annotated as NAD(P)-binding protein. The record is from RefSeq and is a predicted model, not a curated record. Lineage: Eukaryota; Fungi; Ascomycota; Eurotiomycetes; Eurotiales; Aspergillaceae. The coding region runs from base 1 to 1023 and encodes 340 amino acids. Gene Ontology annotation, molecular function: oxidoreductase activity, acting on the CH-OH group of donors, NAD or NADP as acceptor. The transcript has 5 exons.